AUGAAUUCACGCUCAAACAACGCGCUGAAGCCUAGCGCUCCUGGCCAGGCGCCCGGCUCGCUUUCUUCUUCUGAUAGUAAUACGUCCUGCGCGCCGCAGUCAUCAUCACCACAACAGUCGAAUCUUCAGCCACUACCCACUCACUCUGAUCAAUUGCAGGAAGUGCUCAAACUCGCAGAAGACGUCGUCUCACACAAACUUCGUUUCACGCCAGACGACGAACCCAUCAAAUUCACCAUUUCUCGAGAGUCGUGGUUGAAACUGCAAGAAGACUCCAACUUUGACCUGUGUAUAGAAAGGAAAUUAUUUCGGGAUUUCUUCGAUAGCUCGCUCUCUCUUAUCACUAUUAUGUCUCCCCCAAGCUACAGACACCAGACCGUCCUCAAAUUCCUUACGCAACUCGCGGGUGAUACUCGAUCAAACUUAAUAUCUACUCUCGCGUCGAAGAUAUCAGUCAAGCAGGGUUCAGCUAUCAGGAUGGUCACAGGAGACUACGUAUCAGCGCAAAAAAUACCCGACUUAUUUAUUCGAUGGAGAAAGAGUAUGGGCGAUAAUAGAAUUCAUACGAUUAUCGAAGUGGGCCAGACUCAAUCUCUCUCAGACCUCCGACGUCUCGCUCCGUUCUAUUUGAAUAAUAACGCUGAUAUUCAACGCGUUAUUCUGAUCAAAAUGACCGAAACGCCAACAUUCAAAUCUCCGGUAUCGACCGAAGUCUCUCAGGAAUUCCGAAGAGACGAGACAACCGGUGUGAUUUGGUGCGGUACCGCCAAGGUGAUUGGGACACCGAAGAUACUAUGGGAGGUGUGGGAACGGGAUACUACUGGUGUCCCAGAGUCGAUUUUUCAGGAGACUUUCGCGUUCGGAGAGAUACCAUCAAGAAAUCUUCCUUUCUUGAAAAUCUCUAAAGGAACCUAUGGCGAUACAGCAAUUCGGAGGGAGAUAGAUAUUUCUAUCAAACCGCAGAAGAUGAAAGAAUUCUGGACUAACUAUUGGGUUGACGAGAGCUGGGAGGAUGCGUACGAACGGGUGUAUCCGUUAGGUAUUCGGAGAGUGAAAGGAGCUGAUAUGUCGAUCCAGCCGAGCCGAGUCGGGUCGGGUUCACUCUGCAAGCAGGCAGCGAUCGUGAUAGCUAUCGCGGUAGCCAUCAUAGCCAUAGCAGUAGUGUUAGAGAGAUUUGGGGUGGGAUCGUUAGACGAAGAGUCAGAGGGUUGA
Fonsecaea erecta is the source of this 1212-nucleotide messenger RNA. RefSeq lists its product as hypothetical. Lineage: Eukaryota; Fungi; Ascomycota; Eurotiomycetes; Chaetothyriales; Herpotrichiellaceae. Bases 1 to 1212 code for a protein of 403 amino acids. The transcript is spliced from 2 exons. The record is from RefSeq and is a predicted model, not a curated record.